Messenger RNA from Syngnathus acus (greater pipefish), 510 nucleotides. RefSeq names its product cysteine rich DPF motif domain containing 1 (gene cdpf1). The record is from RefSeq and is a predicted model, not a curated record. NCBI's taxonomy places the organism in Eukaryota, Metazoa, Chordata, Actinopteri, Syngnathiformes, Syngnathidae. The transcript is spliced from 3 exons. The coding region runs from base 60 to 395 and encodes 111 amino acids.
ACCCAACAACAUUUCCGCAGCUACAGCCGCGUCAUUCGCGUCUUUCACUUAGCAAAACAAUGGAAGAGAGUACACACGAAAACCGUCAAAAAACAUUUACAUGCCAAUUGUGCGAUUUACGCUGCCCUUAUACUUCCUACGGACAGAAACCACCAAACACCAGAGCCAUUGUGUUGCUGGAGGAGUGCUAUGUGACGAAAGACCCCUUCAGUCCAGAUAAGGAGAAGUUUCUCGUUUUGGGUUCCAAGUGCAGCUUGUGUGGCGUCACUGUAUGCGUUGGUUCGGAUUGCAGUCUGUUCUACACCAAGAGGUUCUGCCUGCGCUGUGUCAACAAAAACCUGCAGCAGUUUCCCCGCCAGAUCCGGACCGAGCUGGCCAAGAAGCCGCCGCAAUAGGUUUACAGUCCUUUUUUUUUUUUUUUUUUUUACGUAAACAUAACAUGGGACACUUCAGCACCACCAUUUUUUGUUACUCUUAUGCUUGAGAGUGAAUUCUACUAUUUUCUUUUUU